AUGACUAGUAUUAAAGACCUGAACGCCUCCGUAAUGCGUAGUUAUAGAGCGAGGCUAGCUGCCAGAAGUCUGGCGUCUGGAUUCCAAGCCGGCAGUGAAUGCCUGGCGUCAAGAGGGGGGAAGAGUACAGCGGGGUGGGGACGGGACGCCAGUUGCCAGACAAACCGGCCGUGUCUCUGGAACGGAGAGUCGGAAGAUUACACCAACAGCAAUAAGCGGCAAAGGGCCUGGGAGGAUUUGGUCAAGUUUUCGAAAAAAAUCAAUCCAAGCGCCGACGUUUCUUGGGUAAAGAAGAAAGUGCACACCAUCAGGGGUUCCUUCCGCAAAGAAAUGAAAAAGGUAACGCUGUCUUCGAACAGCCUGGACGGCGAGGAUGGAUUGUACAAACCGAAGUUGUGGUACUACGAGCACCUCCUAUUUACUAAAGGCAAGGAAAAACAGAGGAAGUCCAAAAACAGCGUUGAAGAAAGAGAGGAGGAAUUGGUUGAAGACUCUUCUAAUGUUUCAGUUGAAUAUGCAUUCCCGGUGGAAAACAUGAUUUUCGCUAAAGAUAACCUAAAGAAAAGGAAAAUCACAUGGGAAAAUGAUGAGGCUGACGAACAGACAGAUGAUAUACCAUCUUUACUUCGAAAGGCGAGCCUUGCACUCGACAGCAAAGACGACGAGUACGAUUCUCAUGGCAAAACGAUAGCGGCGAAACUUCGAAGGAUCGCCUCUGCGAAUUACGAUCAAUUUUUGAUGGCCGACAACCUGCUCAACCAAGUUCUGUUCAAGGGCCUGAAGAACCAGCUCACAGUAAGUACAACCAUUACUGAUGCGAACCGUAGAUGGCCAGUGCAACACAAUCCGGUUGAAAACCAAACUGGAAGCAGUCCUUCUUCCAUGUAUUCCAUGCAAUCACCUUCAUCUCCAGCGGCACAAGACGUCGAUUCGCACGCAGCUGAAGUAGAAGAAGGAAGCUAACCAAUGUACUUAUUAUUAAUUGUGUUUUCAGAUUUAACUGUAAUCAUUACUUAGUUCUUACAUGUACAUUCAUUGUAAAUAUGGAAGAGAAAAAAGGCAAAUGCUUUUUCUAUUCCUUUUAUUAAGUAACUCUAAAACAUAGCUUUAAUAUUUAUUUAAGAUAUGGUACAGCAUAAAUUAUAUAUGUCGUAGGGAGAGAAAAUAAGUUUUCAUCUUUUCUGUUUCUUUACCAAUCUUAUUUCUUUGGUUCUUGUUAACCAUACCAUCAUUUACUUUCCUCAAUAUUUGAUCCCUUGGGAGACGUUUUUUCUCUCUUUCUCUCUGCCUCUAUUCUAAAUAUAAUCCUUUCUUCACGUCUUAUUGCCGUAGCGGAUUUUCACAAAGGUAGAUCAGGUUUUUGUUUGGAAAUUUCUUUAGGUGGAAAUCUUCGGGGAUAAGAAUUAGUAGUGAAAUUAAAGUUCUGAUUCAAUGCAAUUUCCAAGUAAAAAAAAAUGGUCUAAUUAAGCAACUGUAAAUUUAAAAAAUAUCUUCACUUAGUUUUUAACUACAAAACAAUUAUUGUUUCGCCACCUACAAUUCAUGUAUUGUAGCUAUGCCCUUACUCGAACACUGCGAUGAGGGCUCAAAUAUUAAGGGUUGGCCAGUUUAAUCAUUAACCAGUUGACCAGUUCAAAUAUUAAGCAUUGCAACUAAUGGGGAGAAAGGGGAUACAUAUCCAGUAUUUCGAUGGAGAAGGGAAUUUAAUUUUUAGAUUAAGUAAAUAUGUUUUGUUUCCCCUUCUUGAUCGCUAAGUGUGAAUUCAGUAGUAAACAAAGCAAAAAUAAAUAACGAGUUAUGAG
Molecule: messenger RNA, 1802 nt
Organism: Nezara viridula (southern green stink bug)
Lineage: Eukaryota; Metazoa; Arthropoda; Insecta; Hemiptera; Pentatomidae
Source: the annotation of a GenBank genome assembly